Molecule: messenger RNA, 813 nt
Organism: Lindgomyces ingoldianus
Lineage: Eukaryota; Fungi; Ascomycota; Dothideomycetes; Pleosporales; Lindgomycetaceae
Exons: 7
Coding region: 1-813 (270 amino acids)
Source: RefSeq, a predicted model, not a curated record
AUGAUUAUAAUGCUUAUCGAUAGCCGACGGAUCUCACCUGGGAUUUCCAGGAUGAAAUCUUUACUCCAAACUAGUCAAUUGCUAGCCACCGCAGGCUUCUACAAUGUGUUUGGACAAAGUCUGGGCCUAGUACUCGACUUAAGAACACCAUGCAUCCUGACUCCCCACAAAAUCCUCGACCCGGAGUUUUCCAAUAACGUCCUCUCCCCUCUCAAGAUCCAAUCUCAUAAGUGCAUAGAACAGAUAAAUACCCCUCCUGAAUCCAAGGAAAGUUCUCAUCACCCUGCCGGCUUAGAUUCUAGUAAAUGGAUACGCGCACGUUUCCGAUCGACAAACGGGAAUUGUUCUUCAGACCCAAACGCUGACUUAAGCCACCAGCCACACCAGCUCACAACAUCGCACCGCUGGAGAAGCAACUUCCACGGACUUCAUCUUUUCAGCUAUGAUACACACACUGCAUUUCGCAUACGACUUCCAGUGGAACAAUCACAUCUUGAGGUUCUCCAUUUCAACCAGUAUUUUCCUAUUGCUUUUCUCCCGCUACAAUUUUUUUCAACAUUGCGCCUUGGGUUUCUCUUACCUGUAGCAUUAAUCCCCUCCCUGCGCUCCACGCAUUCUCGCAACGGAGCCUGCACCGCCCUAUGCGGUAUUAACACUCCCACCAGCAACGUCCAAUGUCUCAGGGGCACAAAGUACUUCAAGCAACUCGUAAACCACCCAGGAGACAAAGACAAUUGCAGCGGCGCUCCCAACACCACUUCGGGGACAUUCUCCAGUAGAGUUGGCAACAAUCAAGUCGACUUGAUAACUUGA